ACGAUCCCCUGCCCUUCCCCUCCCCCUGCGCCGCAGAGGCUGUGGAUGCUGCCGUACUCCUGCCAUGUGCUGCCGCCGCCUCUCCUGCUGCUCGUAGCUCAGUCGAGCGUGUCUCCGGCUGCAAACUCCGCCAAACAAGCCUGCAUCCUCCUCCAGGGAAGGAUACCCAGAAGCGAUGAAAUUUCCAAUCGAGACUCCAAGAAAACAGGUGAACUGGGAUCCUCAAGUGGCUGUUCCCUCACCAGUGCCAGCCUGUGAACCUGAGCCCAAGACCAACGGGCACUACCCAGCUCCACGACUCUCUGUUUCCUCCCGAGCCACUGUUGUUGCUACCAUGGAAGCCCCUUCUCAAGGCCUGCAGACAGUCAUGAAGUGGAAAACAGUGGUGGCCAUCUUUGUCGUGGUGGUAGUUUACCUGGUGACGGGAGGACUCGUCUUCCGUGCCCUGGAGCAGCCCUUUGAAAGCAAGAAGAAGAACACAAUUGCGCUAGAGAAGGCUGACUUUCUUCGGGAGCACGUUUGUGUAACCCAACUAGAGCUGGACACGCUGAUUCAGCAUGCUGUUGAUGCUGAUAAUGCAGGAGUCAGUCCCAUAGGAAAUUCAUCUAACAACAGCAGUCAUUGGGACCUUGGAAGUGCCUUUUUCUUUGCUGGAACAGUCAUCACAACAAUAGGGUACGGAAACAUGGCACCAAGUACUGUUGGAGGCAAGGUUUUCUGCAUCUUGUAUGCCAUCUUUGGGAUUCCACUGUUUGGCUUCUUGCUGGCUGGGAUUGGAGACCAACUUGGAACCAUCUUUGGGAAGAGUAUCGCAAGGGUGGAAAAAGUUUUCAGAAAAAAGCAAGUGAGUCAAACAAAGAUCCGGGUGAUUUCUACCAUCCUCUUCAUCCUGGCAGGCUGCAUUGUCUUUGUGACCAUUCCUGCAGUUAUCUUCAAACACAUCGAGGGAUGGACAGCCUUGGAGUCAAUCUACUUUGUGGUUGUCACUCUGACCACUGUUGGCUUCGGUGACUUUGUAGCAGGGGGAAACGCUGACAUCCAUUACCGGGAGUGGUACAAACCCUUAGUGUGGUUCUGGAUCCUUGUUGGCCUUGCCUAUUUUGCCGCUGUCCUGAGUAUGAUUGGCGACUGGUUAAGAGUCCUGUCCAAGAAGACAAAAGAAGAGGUUGGAGAAAUAAAAGCCCACGCAGCAGAGUGGAAAGCCAACGUGACGGCUGAGUUCAGAGAGACACGGAGGCGGCUCAGCGUGGAGAUCCAUGACAAACUUCAACGGGCGGCCACCAUCCGGAGCAUGGAGCGCAGGCGCCUGGGCCUGGACCAGCGAGCCCACUCCUUGGACAUGCUCUCUCCAGAGAAGCGCUCCGUCUUUACUGCCUUGGAAACAGGACGCUUCAAGGCCUCAUCUCAGGAAAGCAUCAACAACAGGCCUAACAACCUGCGCCUUAAAGGGUCAGAUCAGCUCAACAAGCACGGGCAGGGGGCAUCCGAGGACAACAUCAUUAACAAGUUUGGAUCGUCUGCUAAGAUGACCAAAAGGAAAAACAAAGACCUCAAAAAGACCAUCCCUGAGGAUGUGCGUAAAAUUUACGAGACCUUCCGAAACUACUCCUUGGAUGAAGAAAAAAAGGAAGAGGAGACGGAGAAGAUGUGUAACUCUGAGAACUCUUCUAGCACUGCAGUCCUGACCAACUGCAUCCAGCAGCACUCAGACCUGGAGAAUGGAGUGAUCCCCAAUGAAACCAAAGAAAGGGAACAUGAAAACAAUGCGUUACUUGAAGACAGAAGUUAAAUGUAAAAGAUGCUUGACUUGAAUUAACAAUGUUAGUGUUUUUAUAUACAUAUAUAUAUUGAGACACGUGCCUUAUACAGACUCCUUAUUCAGUCUGAAUUAUAUAGCAUCGAAGAAUAUUUCACUGUGCCAUAAAGACUCGAGCUUGCUCUGCCAAAACAAAUCAGGAACACAGCACCGCAGAAUGGCAACAGAAAGCUACGCACAUGGAAAUUUCAGCCUGUCUAAGAUUACCAGGGCGAGACACAAAGGAAGAGAUUGCAGCCUGGCAAUAUCACCAGAGUGCUCCUACCAUGGCUUAAUGGUAGACAAAGGGCAGCUAUGUAAGAAGAGCCUUUCAAAGGGAUGGAAAAGAGCUUGUCUUUGUAAUGGAGUACGCAUCCAUAAAGCCUUCCCCUGGUGAUUAAAAAGAGGAGAAAUGAUUGGAGUGAACUAGAAACUUUCAGUAAAGCUUAGUUUACGUUUUGGCACGUGAUCCAAGCUAGAUUUUUUUUUUUUUCCAUUUUUGAAUCAGAUGCAUUAUCUUUCUAAACUCCAGAAGAAUGUCCAUAGACACAGCCACCAGCUGGGUGCUGGUUUGAAAAAUCAACACAGACAUAUUUAAGGGUCGGAUUGCUCUUUUCAUUAAAAAAACAAAAACAACAAAAAAACCUCUGUGGGUAUUUAUCUUAACCAGUGACAAAAAGAAGGAAAAGAAACAAAUGGAUUUUUUUUCUCGUGUAGGAAAUAUUCAAUGUAAAGUCACAGCAAGAAAGUGCAUAUGAAGAAAAUACAGCAUCUUGUGCUAUGUUGUUUCGCGGAAGAGAAACAUUAAUUUAAUGAUAUUGGGCUAGGUGUAUAAAACAGUGGGUCAACUGUUUUUUUUUUAAAAGAAUUUCUCAUCCACACUUUCUACCACUGGAAAAAAACCCUUCAACUUUAAUGCUGUAAGACUAUGAAGACAGAAGGAAAGCUCUAGCUUUUGCAUGUCAGCAAACUGCUGUUCUCUGUAGCUGAAUCUGAAUUUUUAAAAAUAGACAUAAGAGCAUAUACGCUAUUCAAAUGAGAGCCAGGGCAACCAUAGAAUCUCAGGGCUCUCAGCCCCCUGUUGCUGGGUUUGGGUUUAGACAUAAGCUGCAGUCAUAAUCUCUGAAAAAAGAAAAGAAAAAGAAAAAAGAAAUUUUGGAAAAAGAAGUUGAGAAAAUUAUGGUGGUAAUUUUUUAAGUGCUUAUAGCUUUAAGUGCCAUUAAUGCUGUCAUAUUUUGUAACUUUUUAAACAAGUAUUUUGAAUUACUGUUUUAUUUCCUUUUAGGUACUACCUUUGUUUCAUUUGCUAUCUCUUUUCUUGAUAAAAUCUUAACAUGAGCUCUCUGCGUUUCUAGACUAAAGGGAAAUGUAACCAAACUGUUGACGUUUUUUAAAACUCUUUUGUGGUGUCUGGACAUAUGGAUAUAAGAAAUACAAAUGUCCCUAGACUUCACAGUAAUUAUUCAAAGAAAAGGCUGCAAAAUAAUUAAUGGGAAUUGCAAAACAGACUAAAAUUUUGUAGCCUCAGCCUGUGGGCUACUGUGUUUGCCAUUGCAGAUAGAAUUUGCAUGCUGGAAAUGAGAGGCGAUUGCACCAGCGAUGCUUCCCCUGCGCCUUCACAAACCCCUAAAUAUCCCUGCAAUUCAAACUGUAGGCUUCUAGGUAAAUUAAGCAUGGAUGUAGAUGACAGAGACGUACUAAGUCUUACAAGCUGGUCAGACAUACAGACACUCGCAGGUCAGACAGACACAGGCUUUGGGCUUUGCACGCCCAUGUCUGCACACACCAAAACGCACGCUUCGUUUUCUGUGAUAGGUUCUGAGAUCUUAUGUGCAAUGAGCCAACUCAAAAUCUAACUGGUCACCAGAAUACACAAUUGCCAUGGCUAUGACUAGAAGCAUGCCAAUGCAAAUUUUGAGUCUGCAUAUCUGCAUAUCUAAUUGAGUCUGCACGAUUUGCAGGAAUGAGCCAAAUUCCACUGGUGCAGAGGAGGAGAGUUCUUAGUAUGCUCUGUCUGCUGGUUUGCUUCACUUGAAAUACCGUAUCACCUCCCUCAUUUCAUUAUCUGCUUGAAAAUUAGGGAUGAAAAAACAAUGUUUGAAAAAUGUCAGGUCAUUUGGGAUUGCUUUAACUCAGUAAGAUCCAACAGAAAUUGGAUUCUGCUUAGUUCCCCAGUGAAUCUCUUCAGGUGUGGGGCUGUGCUCUGGCUUGAGGCAGGGCAGUCAGCCCAGUCCCUGGGGAAAGUUUCAUCUGCCUCAAGAGCUGCUGUGGCUUCUGGAGGCUUCUGUGCCACACAGCCCUGUGCUCAGCUUCACAGUGAUGCAGAUGGCUGCUUGUGGCCAUCCUUAGGUCCUGUUCUCCUCGAGCCACAGGCAGAUACCAGCAAGAUGUAGGUCUGGUCAGGCAUCACAGGCAUUCAGCCCUCCUGUUCCUCCUGGUUUUGGGCAGGCUUGGGAUGAAGUUCAGCCUUGGGUGCCACACGUGAGCAAAUCUUCUGAAGUCUCACUCAGAAUCAUGUCCUGCUAAUUCUGUAGUUCCAUGAUGGAUGAAGCAUACCUGGAUGUGCUAAGCUUUUAUGCUGUUCAGAUCUGGGGUUUUCCUGUGGCCUGGUGGGAAGUUAGGAGUGAAAGCUACAAUUUAGGAUUUGCAUUUGAAUUCUGGAAAAGGUUCAGAAAUGCUCAGACAUGCGAUUUGGGUCCUGGUUACACCAUCCUGCGCUUUGCUGGUAUGAAGGAUCAGGCUCACAAAAGCAUCUCGUCUGACUCAGAAAGCAUGCAAUGCAUACAGGCUGUGCUAACAAUUAAUUCUCUUUGGUUACCAAAUGCUAAAACCAACAUCAUGCAAGCAGUGUUAGUUAUUCUCAACUAAGUUCUCGCAAGAAAUGAUUGCCUGUAAUGGCAAAAAGUCCUGCACAGGCAGCUGUAAGGAUAUGGGAGAUGCAUUUCCUCUGUGUGGAGUAAAUGGCUUAGUCAUAGCCAGAGGGUCAGGGAAACUAGGAGUCUGUCUUGUGGGACUUGUCUGUGUGAGCAGGGAGUUGGGCGUUGGGCAAAUCAUGGAAAACAGGUCAAUCUGGACAAAGCAACUGAGGAGGCAAAGUUCAGUGGCCAAAUUCAAAACUGUUUGCUCUGAUGGGAUAGAAGGGUAAUGAAAUAUUGGCAUGUUUUUAAUCUCUAAACUUCCUGAGUUUUCAGUCUGUCCCUUGUCCAGAUUCUAGCUGAUGGAGUGUGUGUCUCAUUGUAGUUUCUGCCUGGCCACACCAUGCCUGAAUCUCUGGCUGACUUUUUAUCAGCUGUAUCUUCAGCAACUCUUAUUUUGGGAUAUGAUGGAUUGAGGGACAAAAGGUGAUGCUGAAUAAACUCCCAGUGAGAUACUGAAUAGAGCAUUUGAUGGCCUUUUACAUGAAGGCAAAACACUCUCUUUCAUUGCUCUCCUUUUCUGUGUUUGUGAAACUUGCUGAGGAAGCUGCCAGUCUGCUACUGGAGUAAAUAUUUCCUCCUAUAUGAUUGCUUAUUAAAUACCUCAAUAUAUACUUUUUAUUAUAAUAUGGAAAGUGCAAAUGGUGUAUUGCAUAGCAGAGGCAGAGAGAAAUGUCUGACAACUAAAAUGACAUUUUAAUGUCAUAAAUUGCUUCUCCCCUUGUAAAGGCCAUCCCUUGGUUUUAGUUGUAUGCAACAGCUUGGGAGAGAAUCUCAGUUCAAACAUCAACUGUUUUUAUGGCUAAAAUUCUCAUCCUUUGGCAUUUGAUAAUAAUUAUAAAAAACUUAGGAUGUGAUUUCUAGUGAGGUUGUUCCACCAUUAUUGAAAGUUUUAGCAAAAGGUAGUCUGAACCAUAUCCAAAACUCCGUGCUCUAAAUUAUACCCUUUCACAGCAGCCUGAAAAUAAAAAGUCAAACACAAGGGUGACUUACUGACUUUGAAUCUCAGAUCCUGCCCUGAGCACAACAUGGCUUGACAUGGGAAUUGGGACCUGAAAGAACAAAGGAAACAUGGAUUUUCUGUAGCCGCAGCCCUCACACAUAGAGGACAACUCAGCUUCUGUUUUCCUACAGCUUUCAGCUCUGCAGUCCCACUUUCUAGUACCUUGUGCAGGAGAAUUCUGGCAUGCUCUAUUGGGGAUCCUCCUGAAACAUUAACCAUCACUGAACUUGUGCAGAUUUUGCAUGAGUGUUUUUGAAAAGAUUUGUAACUUCAUCCAUGUGACAGUCUGUGAAUUUCAUUAUCCUUUAAUAGGGAAUAUUAUUUCUAAUAACAGUUAUUAGAAAUAAUAGUAAUUAAAACCAGUGAUUUACAUUUAUGAAAUCUGAUUUUGGUUGUUGCUGUGAAGUUAUAAAUCAUCUGAGCUCCUGCUGUCUGGCUUAAUGAUGUCUCUAGUACAAGUGUGCUUCUUCCAAAGCCAUUAAUGGGCUACGCCAGAGACUUUCUGCAAAAUUCUCAAACCCACAAUAAAUGAAAGUAUGUCUGUGAGUUCAGGGUGUUAAAAACCCCGUCCUUAUAAAACCUGUGUUUUCCUGAAGAAUUUGUGUUUAUGCUGUACAUGGCUGUUUGUUUGCCAGCUUUGGUUUUCUCAGGGGCUUAUUUGUGUUGUCAGGUUGCAUGAUGUCUGCUAGUCUCACUUUUCCCAUCAUCCUCUAAAAAUAAAUACCAGGCAAAGACCAAGCUUUAUGUUAUGUUGAGUACUAACCUAGAACAAGAAGUCUUCUACUAAACAUGAAUUUGAAAGGUGACUGGGAACUGCUUCAGUCCUUCCUGUACAUAUAUUUGUUCUGAACUAUGCUUUGUCUAAUCUAAGGCCAAAAUCUGUCCCCAUCAAGUCAGUGCAGUAAAGUGGAACUAGCUUGUUAUUUUUAAGCUUUGUAGAGCAAAGACCUGCUGCUUUAAUGGCAGUGCCAUUUACACUUACUAAAUACAAAUAUGCCCAGAUUCAGAAACAGUUCCUUAGGCAAUUAAAUUUCAAUGAAAACACAAAACAUACUAACACAAAUCUAUGAAACUCAAAUAAAAGCUUAUAGUUUAAUGUAUGAAACCAGUUGCCUGAAAUAUAUCCGUGAAAAAAAUGCAGAUCUGAAAAUACCUUUAGAUUGCCUAAUUUUUCCCGAGGUCCCCAUCUUCUUUACUACUAGUAGGAGUUACUCUCCUUAAUACCAUUGCUGAGCUGGACCCUCUAUUUUUUCUUCCUGCCAGUGCAACUCAAGUACAUAAUGAUGUUAGACUCUAUUGACUCGUGCUGGGGAAAUCACACACUGAGGAAGCACUUGUGAAAGCUUAUUUGGGAGGUGUCCUGACGUAGCCAGCGCAUGCUCUGUGAGCUGGGCUGAGGUCACCCUAAAGGCUGGUCUUACCCACAGCACUGGUGAGUUCUCAGGAAGCGGUUCUAAAAAGGUCUCAUACAAAGACCUCACACACCGUGCCCACCAUCACACAUGGAUUUAGUGGUGGUGCCUCCCCGCUCCACGCAGGUAGAUGUGAACUUCUGUGCUCCCUCACCUCUGGUUACAGGUCACGUCUGGGAUGAGUCUUACCACCAGUAAAUACCAGUGCUGGUGCUUUCAGGGAAAAGCAGAUGUAUGUCUAGCAGGUGGCCUUUUGAGGCAAAUAGGAUCUGCUCUCCUUGGCUGAACUCCUUGAGAGCAGAUCACAGGCAGGUGAUAUCUGGCAUGUGAGAGAGAAUACUUUAGGCUCCCAAAUAUAUUCCACCCACACGAUCUUUUUCCCUUGUGAGAGCUGGGUGCUUAAAGAGGAAAGCUUACGGUGCCUAUUGUGAGCUGUGAGGCAAACACACCAGCUUUCAGCCUACCAUUUAGCAGUUUCUCACAUCCUGGAGUCAUGUAGUAGCUAUAAUUAGAAAAUGGCAGGGUUUGUAUCUGGAUCACAGCUUCCCAGCCAUUUAAAUUUAUUCAGGCCAGUGUUUCAAUAUAGUUUUAGACUGAUUUUUUUUCCAAAGUUAUAAUGAAUUUGAUCUGGACCUUUUGGACAGGGCUGAGAAACCAUUAUUAGUCAUUUCCAGCCUUGCAUUUGAAAAAGAACUUUCUUAAAAAUUUGGGGAAACAUUUCAGUGGGACCCUGAUCUACUGUUUUUCCUGCUCAAAUUAUGGUAUAAACAAUCAGUAAAUCCACUUGCAAGGAUGUUGUAUCUACUCUCUUGUCUCUGUCCCUCUUUCUCUCUCUCUGUAAGAUUUUAUGGUGCUUUAGAAAGGCAUUUUCAGAAAAGGGACAAUUUCAUAAAUGUCAUUACCAGGGUACAGAGCAGAAUGUGCUUGUACCAUCUUGAUAAGUUUUGCUGCUAUUGUCUUUAUUUUAUGAUGUAAUGUUUUAC
Calidris pugnax (ruff) is the source of this 8108-nucleotide messenger RNA. It is a transcript of the gene KCNK10, whose product is annotated as potassium channel, two pore domain subfamily K, member 10. Bases 176 to 1789 code for a protein of 537 amino acids. Gene Ontology annotation, molecular function: potassium ion leak channel activity. Lineage: Eukaryota; Metazoa; Chordata; Aves; Charadriiformes; Scolopacidae. The transcript has 8 exons. The record is from RefSeq and is a predicted model, not a curated record. Gene Ontology annotation, biological process: potassium ion transmembrane transport; stabilization of membrane potential. Gene Ontology annotation, cellular component: membrane.